AUGCUACUAUUCCGCGCAUUAUCCCUAUGUUUGGUGUUUUACUCCAACCAACUAAGCCUCGCAAGCCCUGAUGAGUAUCGACUUCUCUCUGAUCUUCGACACAACUACGACCCAUACGAACGACCUGUCGCCAAUGCCUCGGAGCCACUAGUCGUCAGUGUGAAAAUUUAUCUGCAGCAGAUCCUUGAUGUUGACGAAAAAAAUCAGGUCAUAACUCUUGUUGCUUGGAUAGAAUACCAGUGGACGGAU
Messenger RNA from Strongylus vulgaris, 249 nucleotides. The record is from the annotation of a GenBank genome assembly. Lineage: Eukaryota; Metazoa; Nematoda; Chromadorea; Rhabditida; Strongylidae.